Molecule: messenger RNA, 878 nt
Organism: Anolis sagrei ordinatus
Lineage: Eukaryota; Metazoa; Chordata; Lepidosauria; Squamata; Anolidae
Source: RefSeq, a predicted model, not a curated record
AAGAAGCCAAAGAGGAGGAGCCCAGAGGAAGAAGUAGAAGCAGAGGGGCCCCAGUGGAGGGGAGAGAAGGAAGAGAAGAAGGGAAGGAGGAAGAUGCCGGAGUCGGUGCUGGUGACGGGGGCCAACCGGGGCAUUGGCUUGGAGCUGGUCAAGCAGCUGCUGCGGAAGGAGGAGAAGCCCCCCAAGGUCCUCCUGGCCACCUGCAGGGACCCCCAGGGCCCCCAGGCACAGGAGCUGAGGGCCUUGGCCUCCACACAUCCCAACCUGGUGAUUCUGCAGCUUGAAGUCACUGACCCGGCCAGCGUCCAGUCUGCGGCCAAGGAGGCGGAGUCCCGCUUGGGGGGGCGGGGUCUGAACCUGCUGGUCAACAACGCCGGGGUGAUGCCCGCCUGCACCUUGGAGUCGGCCACCGCCAAAGGCAUGCUGGACGUCUACAACAUCAACUUGGUGGGACCCAUGCUGGUCACCAAGGCCUUCCUUCCUCUGCUGAAGCGGGCGGCCAAGGCCUCUCCGGACACGGCCCUCAGCUGCGCCAAGGCGGCCAUCGUCAACAUGUCCACCAUCCUUUCCUCCAUUGAGAAAGUCCCGGAGAUGUACUGCACCUUCCCAGUCAUCUCCUACCGCUGCAGCAAGGCGGCGCUGAACAUGUUGACCAAGCUGCAGUCCAUGGGCUACAAGGAGGAGGGCAUCCUCUGCACGGCCAUCCACCCCGGGUGGGUCAAGACCGACAUGGGAACCGAGAAGGCGGACCUGACCGUGGAGGAGAGCGUGGCCGGCGUUCUGAGCGUGCUCAGCGGCCUCUCCGAGAAGCACCAUGGGGCUCUGGUCACUUGGGAAGGGAAGGUCUUGCCCUGGUGAGGAGCCCCAAGGAAGGAGAG